ACAGAAGAAGAGGAAGAACUUACUGCAGAGGAAAGGAGGAAACUGGAAAGAAAAUUAAAGAAAGAGCGCAAGAAGAAGGAAAAGCAGCUGAUGAGGGAAGCUGGGAUCUCUAUUAAAAAGGUGGCGCCCAAAAAGCAGUCGGGAUCUGAGCUGGCUCUGGCCUAUUUAACCAGCUGGUCUGAAAACCCAGAAGAAUGGAAGUUUCAAAAGACAAGACAAACCUGGCUUCUCUUGCACAUGUAUGAUAAAGAGAAGGUUCCAGACAAGUAUUUCACCAUUUUACUGGAUUAUCUACAAGGGCUUCAAGGCAAUGCACGAGACUUAACUGUGCAGAAAGCUGAAGCUUUUAUGAAGGAAUUUGAUGAUUCCAAUGCAGAAGACCCAAACCUCUUGGACAAGUGCGAGCGCAUACGACAAGUUCUACAGCUGCUGUCCUGAGAGUAUUUUUGUGUCUUAACAGUUGCCUGGCGGAGAGAAGGAUAGGUUGUCAUAUAUAGAGACUAUAAAUUAGUUGUAAAGACAUAUUUUCUAAUAAGAAGCCUAAUAUUAUAUGUAUUCUAAUACUGGGUAUUCAGAUUUUGUAUGCAUGAGUUUUUCCAAUGGCACAGGUUUAUCCUGUUUUGAUGUGAUAAAAUAAAAAUAACAUAUUUGGUC
Molecule: messenger RNA, 654 nt
Organism: Melopsittacus undulatus (budgerigar)
Lineage: Eukaryota; Metazoa; Chordata; Aves; Psittaciformes; Psittaculidae
Gene: CHLSN
Product: chromosome 8 C7orf50 homolog
Exons: 3
Source: RefSeq, a predicted model, not a curated record